Messenger RNA from Gadus morhua (Atlantic cod), 1996 nucleotides. Its product is annotated as oocyte zinc finger protein XlCOF6. The record is from RefSeq and is a predicted model, not a curated record. The transcript is spliced from 5 exons. Gene Ontology annotation, biological process: regulation of transcription by RNA polymerase II; embryo development. Gene Ontology annotation, cellular component: nucleus. The coding region runs from base 84 to 1799 and encodes 571 amino acids. Gene Ontology annotation, molecular function: RNA polymerase II cis-regulatory region sequence-specific DNA binding; DNA-binding transcription factor activity, RNA polymerase II-specific. NCBI's taxonomy places the organism in Eukaryota, Metazoa, Chordata, Actinopteri, Gadiformes, Gadidae.
ACAAGUUACGCCUCCGUCUUGCAGGACGCAGACAGACCCUACUCUACGAUCGUGUACACGUAGUUCUUUCCUUGAGAGACACCAUGGCUCGCAAACGAGCGAAGCAUAGCAGUUGCUUAGUGUUUGGAUGUACAAAUGAACACAAAAGUCUAUAUUUUGUUCCUUCCUCCGAGCCGCUGAAGAACCAGUGGGUUAAUUUCAUUGUCUCUGGAAAUGCGCCAGUCUGCGCCAAACAUUUCACUGACGACUGCUUCCUCAACUUGGGCCAAUACAGAGCUGGACUUGCUCAACGUCUGAGAAUCAAGUCUGGAUCAGUACCAACUCUCCAUGGCUCAGCUACAAACCUCGAAAAAGCCAGCUCAUCAAGUGCUUACAUUCAGCAGCUUCUCUCAAGGGAUGUUGCCUGCCAGACAGACCACCUGGAAACACGUACUGUAGGCACACAGCUAUCCUUAAAGACUUUGCAGCCCCAUUUUAAAAGUGAAGAAGACUGCGAUGCCUUCGGAGACCGUAGCACUCAGUGUGGCGCCACCUCAGAGAUUCUGGGUGUGGACGCCCCUGGCUCCUCCCACAUGUCCAGUCACAGCGAGGGACUGCUGCAGACCCCAGACACCAUUUCAAUCAUGGUUGAAGAGGAUAUUGGUGAAGGCUUCCCCGCCCUAGAAGACGUCAAUGACAUCACAGACUGCAGCACGCAGCGCGGCGCCACCUCGGAGAGUCUGCGUCUGGACGCCCCUGGCUCCUCCCACAUGUCAAGUCACAGCGGGGAGUUGCGCAUCCUGACCGUUUACGGACAAUGGGAGGGCCCACUGGCGGUGAACGUCCAUAACACCCUUUUUGCCGCGUCAGAACCGGAGGCCUUGAGCUCGCUGUCCGCUGACCACAGCGUGGCCAAGAGCCUGAACUGCAGCGUGCGGCUCGUCCGCCUUGAGGAGCUGACUGGGCAGCAGGGCGGCCGCAAGGGCCGGCCCGGUGUCUUUUGUGGAAAGGUUAUUCCCAACAAGGCCAAUAUGAUCGUCCACAUGAGGACCCACAACGACAAGAAGCCCUACAAAUGUGACAAAUGCACAAAGCGCUUCAGUGAUAGCUAUGCCCUGAAGGUCCACAUGAGAACUCACUCUGGGGAGAAGCCCUACAGGUGUGACCAAUGCAUGAAGUGCUUCAGUCUGAAAGACACCCUGAAUAAACACAUGAGAACUCACUCUGGGGAGAAGCCCUACAGGUGUGACCAAUGCAUGAAGUGCUUCAGUCUGAAAGACACCCUGAAUAAACACAUGAGGAGUCACUCCGGGGAGAAGCCCUACAAGUGUGAGCAAUGCAGUAAGCGCUGCAGUCGGAGAGAUGCCCUAAAUAUCCACAUGAGGACUCACUCCAGCGAGAAGCCCUACAAGUGUGACCAAUGCAUGAAGUGCUUCAGUCUGAAAGACACCCUAAAUAUCCACAUGAGGACUCACUCCGGCGAGAAGCCCUUCAAGUGUGACCAAUGCCAGAUGCGCUUCAGUCAGAAUAACAUCCUGAAGAACCACCUGAGGACUCACACCGGCGAGAAGCCCUACAGGUGUGACCAAUGCCCGAAGUGCUUCAGUCUGAAAGGCAGCCUGAAGAUCCACCUGAGGACUCACUCUGUGGUGAAGCCCUACAAGUGUGACCAAUGCACGAUGCGCUUCAGUCAGAAAGGCACCCUGAAGAUCCACAUGAGGACUCGCUCUGGGGAGAAGCCCUACAAGUGUGACCAAUGCACGAUGCGCUCCAGUGACAAAGGCACCCUGAAGAACCACAUGAGGACUCACUCCGGUUAGAAGCCCUGCGCGUGUCUGCAGUGCAACGGCAGCUACAGCGACCCAAGCAAUUUGAGUGUGCACAUGCUCAAGCACACGGGCAAUGGGGUGCUUUCACACAGGGUAACGAGGCAAGAUUGAGACCUCUGUCCGGUAUUUGUCGAAAUUACUGCUUUUAGUUUUCCUUUCAACAUGAUUAAACACUUUCCAGCUUUUGA